GCACGUCCGAAUCUCUAAUGCACUUUUACCAACCAACAACAAGCCAAGAUAAUAGAUGUCCAUUUCACCACGCCUGCAUGAACAACUUGCAAACCACCGUCACGUCUCUUCUCGAACAGUCGUAACUUCGAACCUAUCCAUGGUCGAUGGGACCGGAAGGCGAUCGACUCUACUUUUUCUCCCACUCUCAGAUUCCAAUGGCAGCCACCUCAGUCCCGUCCCCCAAAGCGGCUUGGAGGGUGAUCGCAAGCUUUUCCUCUUUGCACCCUUUCGAAUGUCUUUUUAUUCAAAGUUUGUCUCAGAAGCUUGUGCCUGGUGACUUUCAGUUUCCGUUACAUCAGAAAUCCACUCCUGCUGACGAAUUGGCGGGGACGGUGAUUGCAGGACUUUGUUGUUUUACCCUGGAGAAUCACCGGAUUGGUGGAAAUCGGCGAUGCUGGAGCCCCACGACACCCACAAAACACUACGCAAGUCAUCGUUCCAGUACCCUGGUAUACUUGCCCGACAAGUUAUCCGAGGGCGAUCACCGUUGGACGGACGCAAGGACGAGAGCGCAAAACCGGCCAUGGCUUCCAAACAUGUCUUCGGAACUACUUCACCUAGCGCGGAGAACACGAGGGCAAGGAUCUUGGAAAAACACACAAGCGGCCAGGUUUCACCAAGAAAAGAUUCUCCGCCUUGCUGGAGCAGGACCAGUCUAUCUUGAGCAAGGGUAUUGCUAAUAGGUCGUACAUCCACGAUUGGAGUGAUCAGCAAAUCGUGUAUAAAUCCUCAGUCAUAUAACCUUCCGUCCCAAGAUGUCGGUUCGCUACUACCAGACCCAGGACCAUCCGAGCCUUCCCUGUCAGAUCUACUACUCCUUCAAGCGCCUAACUUGACGACAUCGAGCCACCAUGAAGCUCCUCGGUCUCAGUGUAUUUCUCGCUCUGGCACAGGCCACACCUACCCCUACUCUCCCUGAGGAGAAUACGGUGAGGCUCGAGAAAAGAGCUAGUAUCUCAGAGGCAGCAACUCUGGGAUUUGCCUCUUUGAACGGAGGAACGACUGGAGGUGCAGGUGGUACAGUAACGACCGUGUCCACGCUCCCUGAGUUCACCGCCGCUGUUGGCGAGAAGAAUACGGCCCCAACCAUCGUGGUAAUUCGUGGAGUCAUCACGGGCAACGAGAAGGUCCGCAUUGGGAGCAACAAGAGUAUCAUUGGCCUGCCCGGUUCUGGCCUGAGGGGCAUUGGCUUGCACUUCCGCAGACAAAACAACCUCAUCGUGCGCAACAUCGUCUCCUCCUUUGUUGUGGCGAGCACCGCUGAGGAUGCACUCAAGAUCGAGGGAAGCACCAACGUCUGGGUCGACCAUUGCGAAUUCCACUCCACCCUGAACAGCGACAAGGACUUCUAUGACGGCGCUGUUGACUCGUCCCACGGCUCCGACUUCAUCACCGUCUCCCACACCUACUUCCACGACCACUGGAAGACCUCCCUCGUCGGCCAUAGCGACAGUAACGGCUCCCAGGAUAAAGGUAAGCUGCGCAUUACGUACGCCAACAACUAUUGGAAGAACGUGAAUUCACGUGCACCGCUUCUCCGCUUCGGAACGGCCCACAUCUACAACUCUUUCUACGAGAACAUGAGCUCGGCUGUCAAUACCCGAAUGGGCGCUCAGGCGCUAGUUCAGAGCAACGUCUUCCGUAAUGUUACGGCUGCCGUCGUCAGCCAGGAUUCCAAGGAGGUCGGGUUUGCGGUUCUGGAGGGCAAUGAGCUUGGUGGCGGCCUUGCCAAUGCCCCGGCUGGGAACUUGGGGUCGAGCAGCAUUCCCUAUUCUUUUUCUCUGCUGGGUGCGGGUGCGGUGCCGUCGAGGGUGCCUGCUGAGGCUGGUGCUAUUCUCAAGUUCUGAGUGUCGGUCUUGUGUUGCGGACACAUGAACAUUAUAUCAUACAUGUAAAUAUGCGCAACCUUUGAUAUACCUAUCUUCAUCUCAUCCUGGCUUUGGCCGACAUGUGGUCGUCUUCUAGGAACUCUUUCGGCAUGUUCGGUGCUUAUCAUCUCGUCCUGUACCACUUCUUUGGUAGUC
This is a messenger RNA of Podospora bellae-mahoneyi, 2066 nucleotides long. RefSeq lists its product as uncharacterized. NCBI's taxonomy places the organism in Eukaryota, Fungi, Ascomycota, Sordariomycetes, Sordariales, Podosporaceae. The transcript has 3 exons. Gene Ontology annotation, molecular function: pectate lyase activity. The coding region runs from base 894 to 1889 and encodes 331 amino acids. The record is from RefSeq and is a predicted model, not a curated record.